AUGCGACGAGGCGGCCGCCGCCGCAGCGCACUCGGAUUCGGCGGCGGAGGAGCCGGACGGUCGUUUCGUCGGAUCGCGUCAUUCCGUGGUGCACGGGCGGCAAAGGGGUGUUCGCGGGCGCACACGUGCUCUGGCGCGACCGCGGUCGUUGGCCCGAAACGUUUUGGUUUGGCGGACCCCGCCGCCGCCCCCGCCCCGUCGUUGCACCUCUCCCGGCGGCGACGACCGCCACCCCGGGACCGACGGGCACGGCGGCGGCGCGGUCGCGGUGGUGCGGUACAACGAAAUGUUUUAACAAUGGCGCGCGAACACGGUGGCGGUGGCCAAAAUAUGUACUAA
Molecule: messenger RNA, 339 nt
Organism: Cinara cedri
Lineage: Eukaryota; Metazoa; Arthropoda; Insecta; Hemiptera; Aphididae
Source: the annotation of a GenBank genome assembly